Molecule: messenger RNA, 3065 nt
Organism: Dendronephthya gigantea
Lineage: Eukaryota; Metazoa; Cnidaria; Anthozoa; Malacalcyonacea; Nephtheidae
Exons: 10
Coding region: 1-2541 (846 amino acids)
Molecular function (GO): calcium ion binding
Source: RefSeq, a predicted model, not a curated record
AUGGAGCCACCUGUGUGGAUGGAAUUAACUCUUUCACCUGCAAAUGCAAAGCUGGUUUCGUUGGGAAACACUGUGAAACAAAUCCAUGUAUCUUUACUACCAGACACCGAUGACUGCGUCUCUUCCCUUUGUCGAAAUGGUGGAACUUGCAAAGACGGUGUAAAUUCUUACACAUGCGUAUGUCCAAAGGAGUACACUGGGGAUCAUUGUGAAUCUAAAAAGUGCCUGAAGUCUGCUGAUGUAUUGCUCAUGGUUGACGGUUCGGGAAGUAUAACCACUCCGCAUUUCAGGAAAGUUCGUAGAUUCCUCAAGGAACUCGUGUCUCGUUUUAACGUCUCCAAGGACGGCACGCACGUCGGACUGCUCCAGUUCAGCUCUCCUUGGCUCACGAAAAUCGAGUUUGACUUGGAUAGAUACAACAACGUGAACGGUAUUAAGAAACACAUCAGCACCAUGAAAUACCAAAAAGGAAAGACCUACUUGGGCGACGCUCUCCGAAGGGCACGAGUUCAGGUAUUCGGACGUCAUAAACGCCAUAGAUUUGGUAUACCAAAAGUGUUAAUCAUUAUUACCGACGGAAGAGCCUCGGAUCAAGCCGUCGCAUUACGUGAAACUACGGCUCUCAAAAGACAAGGCGUUCAAGUGAUUGGCAUUGCUGCGGGCACGAAACAAAAUAUUGAUCGAUUUAUCAACAACCUCCAUGCGAUUGUGGCUGACAAAUCUCUUGUAUUUACGACCAGCUUUAAUGGUUUGGACACGAUUGUUGAUAAGAUCACUAAAUCAACUUGUGAUAUGGCAAAAGAUCAUUGUGAUCCCAACCCCUGCCAAAUGGGAGGUCACUGCAUCAGUGGUCACAAGUCUUUCACGUGUCGCUGUCCGAGCGGUUACAGUGGACGUCUUUGUACCGAAUGUGUCUCGCCCGAUACCCUCCCCUGGAUAUUCAUCUCGAGUUCCAUUCGCUCGAUCGAUACUGGCAUGACAUCAUCGGUCUGGGCCGUCGGCACAAACGAUGACGUCUACUUCGUCGAAGGUCGGAAAUUGACCCUGGUCCAUCGCAAGAUGAGACAUGUGAGCGCGGGCGAAGCCGGGGUUUGGGGUGUAGCUCCGAACGGCUUAGCCUUCUUCCGAAAAGGAGUGACCGCAUCGAAUCCCAUGGGAACGGAGUGGGUCCGAGUCUCUGGACGAAAUUUCCGGCAAGUGGACUCUGGACCGUUCGGUGUGGUGUACGGUGUUAGCAAAUCAGGAAAUCUUCGAUGCCGUAGGAAGAUCACGGGUGAAAAACUCCAGGGUACAUUCUGGCGAUCUGUGAACAGUCCUAGCUCAAUGAAAUACGUAAGUUGCGGUAGUUUCGGCUGCUGGGCCAGUGAUGGCGCAGGCAUAUGGUUCCGCGAUGGCGUCACCCAAUACAACUGUGAAGGCACCAUUUGGGAGAAGGUUCCCGGGAACCUGCCUCAGCUUGAGGUUGGAGACCACGGGGAAUUGUGGGGCAUCAAUCCGACAACGACGCUCUGGAAUCGCGUGCGGGUCAGCGAAGAUCAUCCGACCGGAAGGGGCUGGAAACGAGUUGGAAGCUUCGGGUUCAGUCACGUGAGCGUCGGUCGCCCAGGCCUUUUCGUCGUAACCGAUCAAGGAAACGCUUACAAGAAACAUGUUUGUGAAAAUGAAACGGCCAAUCAGUGCACGUCAUCUCCCUGCCGUAAUGGUGGUCAAUGUAUGAUCAGCGGUCAUACCUACAAAUGCAAAUGUACAAUCGGUUAUCGCGGUAGAAACUGUCAUAUCAAAUCCCCGUUUAAAUAUGAAUGGGUGAAGAAUCCAGGCCUUCAGAUGAAACAGGUUGAUACCGGUCUGACCAGUGCUCUCUGGGGAAUCAGUCCGGCCGGUAGGCCAAUGGUCUUCCUCAAUCAUUCCACAUGGGUUCCGGUCGGUGGUAUCUUUAGAGAUAUCUCGUCAGGCGAAGCAGGCGUGUGGGCAGUGAAGGGCGAUAGUCAGGUGUUCUAUCGUGCAGGUGUAAGCUAUCUUAACCCAACUGGCAUAAGUUGGAAGGCGGUUGGUGGCCAUCUGAGGCAAAUCGAUUCUGGUGCAAAGGGUGUGGUCUACGGUAUCGAUAAGGACAAGAAACUGAUGUGCCGAAGUGGUAUACAGAAGAACCUUCCCACCGGGUUGCGAUGGAAACCCAUCCAGGGAUCCUACAAGCACGUGACCUGCGGAUACCGUGGUUGCUGGGUCAUCACUCAGUCCAGAGAUAUAAAGUUCAGGGUUGGCAUAACAGCCAGUCACUGCAUGGGAGAUACUUGGGUCCAGGUCACACCGCCUAAGAAGAUGAGAUACAUCGAAAGCGGCAGUGAUGGUGUACUCUGGGCCGUGUCCGAAGAUGGAGAGGUCUGGUACAGAGAUGGAGUCGAUGAUCUCCACCCGUAUGGUAAUAAGUGGAAGAAGUUGAACCUUGACGGGACAUAUAAUCUGAUCACAUCUGGUCUAAACGGACAGUACGCUCUAGACCCUUCAGGCUAUGUCUUUCAUCUUGAAGUGGCUGGAUCCUGAGAGACCAAGUUUAGCAAGAUUCAAAAAUAACUACCUUGAUAUUAGCCGGUAGUUUUAGCACAUAUCUUUACAUAGGCAAUGUUACCUGACUAACCAAGAUAUACUUUUAAACCUUCGUCUAUCAUUCAAAGAUAUUUACGAGCAACUAUCUCCAUCGCGUUCCAUUCGACACACCGAUGUCCAUUUCACAGAAACGGGUACGUACAGUAAAUGGCGAGAUAUCUCUGCAAAAAUGAGAAAUACCUUGCUACUCUGAGAAUGGGAUUUCAUUGGCUGAAUGAGAUGGUUGGUUCAGUUAUUGCUGGAUGAAAAGUGCUCAUAAAUAUCUCUGUUCGGUGUAAUAUAUCAUCAUGAACAAUGAACAUAACGGCGCACAAAAUGUUAAAAAAAUGGAUAUAACCCCAAAAAGAAACUUCACCGUGACUAUUUUUUUAUCUUAAGCCUAGAGAAAUCACGAAGUGAUUUCUGGUAGAAUGUUAAAUGCACGUAAAUAACUGAUUUAUAAUAAACUUGCAAUUAACGAA